AUGACAAAAGUGGAUAUCAAGAAUUACCUUGAAAAAAUAUACAAUGUGCCGGUAGCUGCUGUGAGGACCAGGAUACAGUAUGGUGCAAACAACAAGAGGAAUCACAAGAAUCAGAGAGUGAAGAAGCCAGAUUACAAGGUGGCCUAUGUACAGCUGGGCCAAGGACAAACCUUUCAGUUUCCCAACCUAUUUCCAAAGAAAGAACAAGACGCAGAAACUCGCUCUUUUGAUGACUUCAAGGAUAAAUAUAUGGAGAGAGAGAAGCAGAGGCAGAAAGGUGACCCCAGACGAGGUGGAGUCCCCGAUUGGUUUGGACUUUGACGCAACAAGCCAGCUGCCUUUCUUUAGGCUCAGAGGGAUUUUGAUCAGCAGAAAAAAAAAAUUCUUGUAAUGACUGAAUGUUUAUUCUUGAGCAGCCCUUGCUAGCAUAUCUUUUUCCCUGGCUGUUUGUGCACGACUACAACAAAAUAGCCCUAAAGAAAUAAAAAGAUAAAAUAAA
Messenger RNA from Cariama cristata (Red-legged seriema), 499 nucleotides. Its product is annotated as 39S ribosomal protein L23, mitochondrial-like. Gene Ontology annotation, cellular component: ribosome; mitochondrial large ribosomal subunit. The transcript has 3 exons. Gene Ontology annotation, molecular function: structural constituent of ribosome. Gene Ontology annotation, biological process: mitochondrial translation. The record is from RefSeq and is a predicted model, not a curated record. The coding region runs from base 1 to 321 and encodes 106 amino acids. Lineage: Eukaryota; Metazoa; Chordata; Aves; Cariamiformes; Cariamidae.